ACCAGUAACAGGGGCGGAGCGUGGUGCUUCAUUUUGUGGAGAGGAGAGAGCACGGGGCAGCAGCUAUUUCCUGUCUGUUUCAGUUUUGCGUGCCGCCGCUGUUACUAACACUAUGUUUUCUGCCCGCGUGGCUGCCGCCUUUGCUCGCUCCGUACCGCGGCAAGGCGGACUGAUUUCCAGAAAUACCUUGUGUGUAGCAUCUGUUGCUGCAAGAAACAUCCAUGCCUCCAAAACACAUUUUCAGAGAACUGGCACUGCUGAGGUAUCCUCUAUUCUUGAGGAACGCAUUUUGGGAGCCGACACCUCUGCUGAACUUGAGGAAACCGGCCGUGUGCUCUCAAUUGGUGAUGGUAUUGCCCGUGUGUAUGGCCUAAGAAAUGUCCAAGCAGAAGAAAUGGUUGAGUUUUCUUCUGGGCUGAAGGGAAUGUCCUUGAACUUGGAGCCUGACAACGUUGGUGUUGUUGUGUUUGGUAAUGACAGACUGAUCAAAGAAGGGGAUGUUGUGAAGAGAACUGGUGCUAUUGUGGAUGUUCCAGUUGGAGAAGAGCUGCUGGGCCGUGUUGUAGAUGCCCUGGGCAAUCCAAUUGAUGGGAAGAGUUCUUUUACAUCUAAGUCACGUAGAAGAGUUGGCUUAAAGGCCCCUGGCAUCAUUCCCAGAAUCUCUGUGCGGGAACCUAUGCAGACUGGUAUUAAGGCUGUGGACAGCUUGGUGCCCAUUGGUCGUGGCCAGCGUGAGCUGAUCAUUGGUGACAGGCAGACUGGGAAAACUUCAAUUGCAAUUGACACAAUAAUCAACCAAAAACGAUUUAAUGAUGGAGCAGAUGAGAAAAAGAAGUUGUACUGUAUCUAUGUUGCUAUUGGCCAGAAGAGAUCUACUGUUGCUCAGUUGGUGAAGAGGCUCACUGAUGCAGAUGCCAUGAAGUACACAAUUGUGGUGUCUGCCACAGCAUCUGAUGCUGCACCCCUUCAGUAUCUGGCUCCCUACUCAGGCUGCUCCAUGGGGGAAUACUUCAGAGACAAUGGAAAACAUGCAUUGAUCAUCUAUGAUGACUUAUCCAAACAGGCUGUUGCCUAUCGUCAGAUGUCUCUGCUGCUGCGUCGUCCACCUGGCCGUGAAGCCUAUCCAGGUGAUGUGUUCUACCUGCACUCUCGCCUGCUGGAGAGAGCAGCUAAAAUGAACGAUUCUUUUGGAGGAGGCUCUCUGACUGCUUUGCCUGUCAUUGAAACGCAGGCUGGUGAUGUGUCUGCCUACAUUCCAACCAAUGUCAUAUCCAUCACUGAUGGACAGAUCUUCUUGGAAACUGAGCUGUUCUACAAAGGUAUCCGUCCAGCCAUCAAUGUUGGUUUGUCUGUGUCCCGUGUAGGUUCUGCUGCGCAGACCAGGGCAAUGAAACAGGUGGCAGGUACCAUGAAGCUGGAGUUGGCUCAGUACCGUGAAGUAGCUGCCUUUGCUCAGUUUGGGUCUGAUUUGGAUGCUGCCACACAACAACUGCUAAAUCGUGGUGUGCGUCUGACAGAGCUCCUGAAACAAGGACAGUAUGAUGUCUCCGGCAAGACACACCGAGCAGUGGUUCUCUGGUGUGCGACUGCUACACGAUGGCUUAAGGCAGAAAAUAGCAUCCAGCCCUUAUAAUGACUGGGAUUGUGUGCUUCUUACUUAUUGGUAUUGCUUUGUACCUUGUUGUAUUGCAAAUAACAUUAGUAAUGGUAUGACACAGUGGGUGAUUUUCCUGUGUUAUCAGUGCAGUCUCAAGAAUUAGAAUUAUUAGGCAUUAUCUAGGUUGUUGUGUGCUUCUACUGUUUUAGUACUAAAUUGAAUGUGAAUUAGGCAGGAUGUGAUGUUGCCAAUGCUAAAAUCUAUGGGAAUAGCUCUUUUAAUGUAUUAGUAACGCUUGGUUAUGAUGCUAUCAGCCUAUCAAUUAGCUUUUUCUUAACUUGCGAAGACAAAACCUGGAAAGGAAUCCCAGGCAAAGGGAUGACCCUGUAUUAUAGAAUGAUUAACUCACUUUCAUCCCACUAAUUAGGACUUUAAAAAUAUGGCCAUGCAUCACUUGAGACAAAGGCACACAAGCUAACCUUGGUAGCUUGGUAACCUUGGCUCUGUUUUACAAGCAGGUGUUCCACUUGGGCUCUGUAUCAGGCACUGGCCGGUUGAAGAGUGUAGAAUGCUUUGUUGACAUGUAAAGGUGGAUGAGAAAGUUGUAGGGGCAGAUGGGAAAGCUAGAAAAAGAAAACUUGUGAAGGUAUAUAAGUAAUGUGAGAACUUGUAAUAAACGAUUUGUAUCAUUCA
Molecule: messenger RNA, 2290 nt
Organism: Gallus gallus (chicken)
Lineage: Eukaryota; Metazoa; Chordata; Aves; Galliformes; Phasianidae
Gene: ATP5F1AW
Product: ATP synthase F1 subunit alpha W chromosome
Exons: 11
Coding region: 113-1633 (506 amino acids)
Biological process (GO): proton transmembrane transport; proton motive force-driven ATP synthesis
Molecular function (GO): ATP binding; ADP binding; proton-transporting ATP synthase activity, rotational mechanism
Source: RefSeq, a predicted model, not a curated record